Molecule: messenger RNA, 760 nt
Organism: Drosophila rhopaloa
Lineage: Eukaryota; Metazoa; Arthropoda; Insecta; Diptera; Drosophilidae
Exons: 2
Coding region: 46-363 (105 amino acids)
Source: RefSeq, a predicted model, not a curated record
CAAGCGUUUCUCGUGUGGCGUCUUGGGGUAACCUUAAAUCAAUCAAUGAUGCAGUGCGCUCGCACCGAUAAGAGCAGCCCACAAAAAGUCGAACGAAAACAAAUGGGCAAUUGCAAUUGGUUCGAUCUGCGACGGGACGAGGAUAUGGGGAGGGACGCCGAAAGCGAAACAUACAGCCAAGCAUUCGAAACACAGACGCACCGCACGAAAAUAUACGGAUACGGAUUCGGGACCUGGCAUCAGCGGAAUAUCGAGCAGAUACGUAAGACGCGUACACGGCGGGCACAGUGGUCGCAGAACCAUUAUAAGCAAUACAAAUUUGACAUGAAACUGCCAAGAGCAAUUAUCAUAUCGUGGGAUUAAUUAAUGGUCCCACACCUUUGGCGCCGAAAACGUGAACGAUUAUCGUGUCACGUUAAAUCUUCUCGACAUUCCAUCUGGUUUUGUUUGCGCAAAAACAAACAAUUAAUCAAUUGAAUUAAUUGAAUAACUUUUUACGGGUCAAAUAUAAACUAGACCCACUGUGCAUGCGUAAGAUAUAGACAAGUGCGGUCAAAAUAAUAGCUUUAAUGGUCUACCGAAAUUUACCUGAAAUUUAUAUUAUAUUCUUUCUAUAGACGUUUGUGGUUCAAGGAAAAGCUUUCUGGAAAAUAAAACGUAUCUCUCAACAUUAUUACUUUUGUUUAAUUCGUUAUCAACUCGGAGUAAUUUGUAUUAUUUCUAAAUCUACAAAAAUGGGGUUUCCGAACCCUUUCGUUUA